CUACAUGGCACAAGAACUGGUCUUAGCUUUGGUAGAUAAGACUUGUCUUAGAGCAAGUCUUGAAAUCUGGAAAUCUAUUUUGCAGUAAUCAUUGUCACAACAACCAUAACCUAAUCAGUACCCUCCAAGAACAUUAAAGUUAGAUGAUCAGUCAAAACCUCUCAACAAGACCAAACUCAAACUCUUUCCAUAUAAAUACUCUUUAACACUGACACAAAGAUUCAUCACUUUCUCUUGAUCACUCAUUUCAUCAACAAUGGCCAGAGAGAAGAUUGUGGUGGCUGGUGGUAGCACAAAGAGCUGGAAACUACUCUUGGGGUUGAGGGUAUUUGCAUUCAUGGCUACUUUAGCUGCAGCCAUUGUAAUGUCACUAAACAAAGAGACAAAGACCUUGGUUGUGGCUACCAUUGGUACUCUUCCUAUCAAAGCCACUUUAACCGCUAAGUUUCAGGACACACCGGCCUUUGUGUUCUUUGUUAUAGCUAAUGUAAUGGUGAGCUUCCACAACUUGUUGAUGAUUGUUCUUCAGAUUUUUAGCCGGAAACUGGAGUACAAAGGUGUCCGUCUCCUCUCUAUCGCCAUUCUCGAUAUGCUAAACGCAACUCUAGUAUCUGCGGCUGCAAACGCGGCGGUAUUCGUGGCGGAGUUGGGGAAGAAUGGAAACAAGCACGCCAAGUGGAACAAAGUCUGCGACAGGUUUGCCACUUACUGUGAUCACGGCGCUGGAGCACUCAUCGCCGCAUUCGCCGGAGUCAUUCUAAUGCUCCUUGUCUCCUCCGUCUCCAUUUCCCGCCUCUUAAUCAAUUCUAAACACUUAUCCACCACCGCCACCACAACCGCCGUCGUCUAAAACAUCGCGGCCAAAAUUCAGCAAUGUGUUUGUAUCUAUAUCAAAGAUGUUGUGGCUUACUUUGUGUGUUGUCUCUCAAGUCACUAUCAGAUUGUCUAAUGCACUCCCCUGUUCUAUCACUUUCACAUUUGUAUACGAGUUUUAAUUUCUCUCUUUUCUUUUUAUAUUUAUAAAAUGACAUUUUUCACAAA
This is a messenger RNA of Arabidopsis lyrata subsp. lyrata, 1041 nucleotides long. Its product is annotated as CASP-like protein 1B2. Lineage: Eukaryota; Viridiplantae; Streptophyta; Magnoliopsida; Brassicales; Brassicaceae. Bases 257 to 850 code for a protein of 197 amino acids. The transcript has 3 exons. The record is from RefSeq and is a predicted model, not a curated record.